AUGUCCUGCCAGCAGAACCAGCAGCAGUGCCAGGCCCCUCCCAAGUGCCCCUCACCCAAGUGCCCUCCGAAAAGCCCCAAACAGUGUCGACCUGCAGCUUCCUCCUGCCAUGCUACCAGUUCCAGCGGCUGCGGUGGCCCCAGCUCAGAGGGCGGCUGCUGCCUGGGCCACAGGCGCCGCAGGUCCCACCGAUGCCGGCGUCGGAGCUCCAGCUCCUGUGACCGUGGCAGUGGUCAGCAGUCUGGGGGCUCUGGCUGUGGCCACAGCUCUGGGGGCUACUGCUGA
Messenger RNA from Castor canadensis (American beaver), 285 nucleotides. RefSeq names its product late cornified envelope protein 3C-like. The record is from RefSeq and is a predicted model, not a curated record. Lineage: Eukaryota; Metazoa; Chordata; Mammalia; Rodentia; Castoridae. Gene Ontology annotation, biological process: epidermis development.